GUACGUAAGUGGAAAGUAAGUAACGUAACGGAGGAUAAGACGGUUCGUAAAUGAGAGGCAUCGAGUGGAUUACCGGUCAGUUCGAAACCGAGGUAAGAAUCAGUGCCUCCUGCAGUAUACAAACGCGAGUUAUUGUGCGAUAUCUCGUAAUCGGUAUUGAACUAUCUAACUUGAUCAUUUUGAUAAAUAAUAACGAUAGUGUUGCACAUAUGCAUCUAUCAAAAUAUAAACUUAAUAUAGCUUAAAAACUUAAUGAUAUACGAUAUAGAAAUUAAAUACAAUAUAUAUAUAUAUANGAAUAAAGGAUAUUUAAGAUAUGUAAGAGACGGUAAUAUUGAUCGAUUAAAUCGGAAGAUAAGGAAGAAAAAAAAUCGAUAUAAAGGGAUAAAGGAAUCGAUCCUAUGGAUUUUCGUUUAUAGCGAACAAUGAGAAAAUCAUGAUGAUAGGUAUAAUUAUACUGUAAUUAUAAGUGUCCCUGUUGAUCAGUGUCUAUCAAAAUUAGCCCAGUUAUAGUACAACGACCGUUCUCCGAUGAUUAUAUCAUCUCGAUGAAACAAACAACGUAUCUGUCAUAAAUCGAAGGUACAGGAAUAAUCGAUCGAUAAUUAAUUUAUCCGAGAAAACUUCUCCGUGCAUCAGGAGAAGAGGAAAAAAAAGAUGGAACGAAAAAUAUUGGCACUGGUUGGAUUAAUAUUAUUUCUCAAGUGUACGGAUGGCGAAAACGGUGAAAACAGGGAUAAUAACGAGCAUUUGUUCUCUCAUCAUCGGCAGAAAAGAUUGCUUUGGAUAACUAACGAUGGUCGAAUUGCUUUACCACCAGGCACGAUAAUGACGAUAACUCCAACAUUGGCAUUACCAUUUGUCAGAUAUCCUCCCUAUGGUUUUCUUAGCAACAUGACUAUCAGUCUUCCUUUUACUAUCGAUUUCGACAAACUUGGUUUAACCGACAAUGAAAAUCCUUAUGGCGUUUUACCAUCGGCGUUUGACACUACUGCGAGAGAGCAAGGAUCGAAUGCCGCGGAAUUUAUCGCGAUGUUCGUAAAACGUGGAAUCGGUAAAAGAGAGGCGAUUCGAGAUCUACCAAAAAAUAUAUUUUAUGGAGGUGAAAGAGCACUUUUGUAUGGUACCGCCGAGGAUAUGCUCGGAAAUUUUGGUUUAAAUGGGAAAGCUUGUUUAUUAAGGGCUAUAUGCGAAGUACAAGGACAUCCUUUGAAUAAUUUCGGUUUGAUCGGAGAGAUGCUCAAACUAUUUUUCACUGCUAGUAAAUCACCAUUUUCAAAUCUUUUGAAAGAAUAUGUUGAGGCUGAAAAUAGAGGCAAGUUUCAUGGAGAGUGUUGGCCUUAUUUUAAAGAUUGUCCAAAAUCAUUAUUUCGUUCGUCAGAAAAUAAAUAUAUAAAAGAUGCCUUUCACGAAGAUAUUGUAACUACCGAAACAGAUGAGAUAGAGCAAAAAAAUCGAUAUUUUCCUUCCACUUUGUCAAUGGACCGAAUACGGAAAGAAAAUCAAUUUUCUGAAAAUAUUAAACACACGAUACGAUUAAUGUAAAUAAAUCGUUUGAAGCCA
Apis dorsata (giant honeybee) is the source of this 1563-nucleotide messenger RNA. RefSeq lists its product as uncharacterized. The record is from RefSeq and is a predicted model, not a curated record. The coding region runs from base 658 to 1545 and encodes 295 amino acids. The transcript has 5 exons. NCBI's taxonomy places the organism in Eukaryota, Metazoa, Arthropoda, Insecta, Hymenoptera, Apidae.